AUGAAGUCCACAUUCUUCGCCGCCACUGCUCUUGCAGCUCUCGCCUCUGCCGCCCCUACCAAGCGUGCUACUGGCCCUUCUGACGGUGAUAUCCUCAACUAUGCGUUGACUCUGGAGCACCUUGAGAACACCUUCUACCGCGAGGCUCUCGCCAAGUACACCGCCGCCGACUUCCAGGCUGCUGGCUUCGAUGAGGCUGCCUACAACCGCAUCAAGACCAUCUCUUCUGAUGAGGCUCAGCACGUGUCGUUCUUGACUGGUGCGCUCAAGGCCGCUGGUGUCACCCCCACCGCCGAGUGCAAGUACAACUUUGGCUACACCGACGUCAAGUCCUUCCUCGCCACUUCUUCCAUCCUCGAGGGUGUCGGUGUCUCUGCCUACCUUGGUGCGGCAGCUGACAUCGCCUCGAAGACUUACCUCACUGCUGCCGGUUCCAUCUUGACCGUUGAGGCUCGUCACUCCGCCUACGUUCGCGACACCAUUGGCCAGUCGCCAUUCCCAUCUCCCUUCGACAACCCAUUGAGCUACAACGAGGUCUACACCCUCGCUGCUCAGUUCAUCACUGAGUGCCCCUCCACCAACCCCCCUCUGCCCGUCAAGGCUUUCCCCGUCUUGACUGCAUCGAGCACCGACUCUCCCGUCAAGACUGGCUCCACUGUCACCCUUGCCACCAAGGGCUACAAGAUCGAGGGUGGCAAGGUCUACGCCGCUUUCAUCACCGUCACCGGCCCCGUCUUCGCUGAUGCCACCCCCGCUGACGGUGGAUACACCGUUGUCGUCCCCAAGGGUAUCUCUGGCCAGAGCUACGUUGUCCUUACCUCGUGCAACACCGCUGCCACUGACGACACCAUCGUUGCUGGCCCCGCUGUUGUUGAGGUUGAGGCAUAA
Parastagonospora nodorum SN15 is the source of this 888-nucleotide messenger RNA. RefSeq lists its product as hypothetical. NCBI's taxonomy places the organism in Eukaryota, Fungi, Ascomycota, Dothideomycetes, Pleosporales, Phaeosphaeriaceae. The record is from RefSeq and is a predicted model, not a curated record. The transcript has a single exon. Bases 1 to 888 code for a protein of 295 amino acids.